Molecule: messenger RNA, 2127 nt
Organism: Podarcis raffonei (Aeolian wall lizard)
Lineage: Eukaryota; Metazoa; Chordata; Lepidosauria; Squamata; Lacertidae
Gene: PARVB
Product: parvin beta
Exons: 13
Coding region: 46-1143 (365 amino acids)
Biological process (GO): substrate adhesion-dependent cell spreading; actin cytoskeleton organization; lamellipodium assembly
Cellular component (GO): cytoplasm; lamellipodium; actin cytoskeleton
Molecular function (GO): actin binding
Source: RefSeq, a predicted model, not a curated record
GCCGCCCUCCCUCCGCCGCUCGCCCCCUCCGUCCCGGGCGCGCCCAUGUCCUCCACGCCGGUGCGCUCGCCCACCCUGCGGCCGCACAGGAUGAAGAAGGACGAGUCCUUCCUGGGCAAGCUCGGCGGGACGCUGGCCAGGAAGAAGAAAGCCCGAGAGGUGACUGACCUGCAAGAAGAGGGUAAAAAUGCUAUCAACGCGCCGAUGUCGCCUGCUCUCCCUGAUCUGCACCCGGAAGAUACUUUACUCGAGGAGAAUGAAGAGCGCACCAUGAUUGAUCCCAACUCGAAGGAGGAAGCCAAAUUUAAAGAACUCAUCAAGGUUUUAAUUGACUGGAUAAAUGAUGUCCUGGUUGAAGAAAGAAUCAUUGUCAAGCAGCUUGAGGAGGAUGUCUAUGAUGGGCAGGUGCUACAGAAGCUCUUGGAGAAACUAGCUGGCCGUAAGCUCAACGUGGCCGAAGUGACGCAGUCGGAAAUAGGCCAGAAACAAAAGCUGCAGACUGUCCUGGAAGCUGUCCACGAUUUGCUGCGACCCCACGGCUGGGCUAUCAAGUGGAACGUUGACUCAAUCCAUGGCAAGAACCUGGUGUCCAUUCUCCACCUGCUGGUGGCUCUGGCGAUGCACUUCCGGGCUCCCAUCCGACUUCCUGAACAUGUUUCUGUGCAAGUGGUUGUCGUAAGGAAGCGGGAAGGUCUUCUCCAGACAGCCCAGGUCACAGAAGAGCUCACCACCACCACAGAGAUGAUGAUGGGUAGAUUUGAGCGAGAUGCUUUUGACACACUCUUUGACCACGCUCCAGAUAAACUAAGUGUCGUAAAAAAGUCCCUGAUCACUUUUGUGAACAAGCACCUAAAUAAACUUAAUCUGGAAGUGACAGAAUUAGAAACCCAGUUUGCAGAUGGCGUCUACCUGGUUUUACUGAUGGGUCUCCUGGAGGACUAUUUUGUUCCGCUCCACAAUUUCUAUUUAACGCCUGAAAGUUUUGAUCAGAAGGUUCACAAUGUUUCCUUUGCUUUUGAACUGAUGCAGGACGGAGGGCUGAAGAAGCCCAAAGCUCGACCAGAAGAUGUUGUCAACUUGGACCUGAAAUCUACCCUAAGAGUUUUGUACAACCUGUUUACAAAAUACAAGAAUGUUGAAUGACUUGGAGACCUCCUGAGACUCUAAUCUUCGCAAGCAUCUUCUUAGCAGGGAGAGGAGGAAAAAGACCUUCCCUUUUUCUUCCUUCUGUGCCAUAUGCUGUGCUCCCUGGUGCACGAUGGUGCCUCUUCUUUUAUUAGCAUUAUCUGCCUGUAACUCUUCUAUGCUUUGAACCCACUUUGAAAUGUAGCUUUAAUUCCUUGAACUACCCACAGUGUGCUUGUUUGUUCUAGAAGGCUCUCAUGUGUUGCUUUCAGCACAAGCACCUUCUUCCAUUAGUGUAGAUUGCAGUUAGGGUGAAUUCUGGUGAUGAGAAGAUUUGAAGUGGUUGAUGACGGAGUGCUAGGAUGCCUUUUGUCCAGGUAAUGGGCUUCUGGGUCCUUCUCUCUGUUUCAACUCUCCAGUGAACCCACUAGGAGGCUUUAGGCUGGCCACUCUCAGGGUCCACACAUGCAAUAAAGAAAUAAUCAUAGACAUCCUUACAGGGUCAUUGUACGUAUACACUGAGAUCAUGAAUGGGAAGCAACUUGAACACUCCCAAGUGCUAUAGGAAUGCUAAGCAGUAAGUUGCUAUAUUUUCCCAGUCUCCAGGGUAUAAUAUUGACACAUAUGAUAUAGGUAUGGGUGAAACCAAUGUUGGUUGGAGUGUGGAAUUUAAUUCAUUUUCAAAUGUGUGCGGCUAUGAGGUAGGAAGUAGCUGUAAUCCGUUCGCGAAAGGACCAUUCCCUCCCUCCAGACUUUCAGAGGGGUGUGUGCAUCUCCUCUGCUCCCUCCUCUACACCCUGAUUUUAGACAUAUAUACCCCAGCCCUAUUCAUUAAGCCACUGCGCGGCUUAUUUCAUAAUAUGAUCUCUGUUCAAUUAUAUUUUGUUAUUUUGAGAUUGUGCCCUGGAACUCUUCUAUGUAACUUUUGGAGUCCUUGUCGACCUUUCUGUCUUACCCUCCUACCAUUCAGUAUUAUUGCCACUAAAUACACUGUGAAUCUCA